This is a messenger RNA of Exophiala oligosperma, 2179 nucleotides long. RefSeq lists its product as uncharacterized. The record is from RefSeq and is a predicted model, not a curated record. Gene Ontology annotation, molecular function: protein-cysteine S-palmitoyltransferase activity. The coding region runs from base 304 to 2160 and encodes 618 amino acids. Gene Ontology annotation, biological process: protein targeting to membrane; peptidyl-L-cysteine S-palmitoylation. Gene Ontology annotation, cellular component: endoplasmic reticulum; Golgi apparatus. The transcript has a single exon. Lineage: Eukaryota; Fungi; Ascomycota; Eurotiomycetes; Chaetothyriales; Herpotrichiellaceae.
CCCUACUUUGAACCUUUACAGUACGACACCUGCAUUCUUCCAAUGUCAUCCCUGGCCGAACCGCUUGCACAAAAGUCUUGGAUCUAAACUUGACAUCGUUUUGCAUAGUCUUAUUUGAGCGACUUCUGUUCUUUGUCCUCAGGCCCCCGUCUUCUCGCAAGUUCUCGACCCCGACGACUUGUAGUGAUUCAGGCACGAUGCCAUCUUCGAGAUGACAUGCCGCAAGCGCCAAUGAACUCGACCGCCUAACCCUCGACCUCCCUUCUGUGUGAUAAAUCACAACGCCCUCUCCAGACAUCACCGAUGCCUAGCUACUCGAGUCCCUCUCCUUCUCCUCCCCCGACCGGUCGACGUCGCCGACUACGAUCAUGCGCGGACAAAUGUGAGCGAGGAUGCUGGACGUUGGCCACCUUCUUCCCACUCGCCUUUGUAUACAGUCUUUCGACAUGGGCGGUCUGGGUCGUCUCGUCUAUAGGAUUUGGCUCCCACCGAUCUAAACAUGUGUGGUGGUCGAUACAAUUCAUCUCGCUCCUCGGCAUCCUAUUGUACUCCCUGGCGAAUCUCUCAUACACGGUCGCAGUCUUUACGGACCCAGGAUCCCCGUUGAACCCUCCAAAAGGCUCGUCCAGGCGAAAGGGCGCAUACUCUGUCCUUCCGACCCGCGAGCGGUCCACAGACCUCGAAGGGGUCCAAAACAUCACAGUCUCUUCGACAGGGGCGCCGCGGUACUGCAAGAAAUGCCACGUCCCCAAACCAGACCGGACGCACCAUUGCUCGACGUGUAAGCGGUGCGUCUUGAAGAUGGACCACCACUGUCCGUGGCUGUCCACAUGCCUAGGUCUACAUAACUACAAAGCAUUUGUCUUGUUCCUGAUAUACAUUUCUUUAUUCAGUUGGGUGUGCUUCGCCAACUCCGCAUGGUGGAUGUGGAAGGAGCUUUUCGAGGAGAGCGGAUACCUCGAAGAAAUCGCGCCGGUCAAUAUAAUCCUCCUCGCAGUGGUCUCGGGAAUAAUAGGCCUGGUGUUGACCGGCUUCACAACCUGGCACAUAUACCUCUGCGCAAAGGGGCAGACGACGAUUGAAAAACUAGAAAAGACGAGGUAUCUAAGUGGUGUCCGAAGCCGAGUGGAGCGGAAUAGACAAGAACAUCAACUGAAUUCCCAUAGACGAGGGUCCGAAGGGGUCGCCGAACGAUUACAACGAGCAGGAGAGCAGAUUCUCGAGUUUCACGCAAACGCUGUACCGGGGGCGUCACGGUACGAAGAGGGCGAGGAACACACGUCGCCCGUGCCGAGUAUUUACAAUCAGAACUCCCAUCCGAAUAGCAACGACUAUCACCACCCUCGACAUCCGUAUUCUAAUUCUCAAUUUCAAGAUCCGGUGGGAGAUGUUAAUUCCAACGGGGACACUCCUGCCCUGCGCGCCUUGCGCAGGACGUAUAGCAACAUCGAAGCCGAGCGCGAACGAGAACGGUACGAUGAAUAUAUGGACGACUUUGAAGCCGAAGGGAUGCCAAAUGCGUUCGACCUUGGCUGGCGACGAAACCUGACACACUUGUUCGGUCCAACCGUUUUGCUGUGGUGGUUGCCAGUGUGCAAUACCACCGGUGACGGGUGGCAGUGGGAAGUCAGCGAGAAGUGGCAACUGGCGCAAGAGGAGGCGGCGCGACGCAAAGAACGAAGGAUCGAGGAGAUGAUGAGCAGUCAACAGAGGGGUGUUGGCGCGGGGGUCGUUGGCAUGCGCGGUGGUGGCGGCGGUGGAGGUUUUGCCGGGUAUGAGCGAGACCGCGAGAGAGACGGCAACAAUAAUAGCAAUGGAUAUUAUGAUGGCCACGACGGGUACGGCGGAAGUAUGCAGAGCGCCAUGAGUAUGAAAUCUUUGGCGGCUCGACAACACCAGCAACAUCGUCAGCAUCAUCAACAGCAACAACACAGAGGGAGACAGAGGACCGAUUUCGACCGUGGGGAGAAUGGACAAGUCGAAAGGUUCCAGGUUAGUAGUGACGGUGAGAGUGACCAUGAUGACAGCAGCGACGACUCGGACUCGGAUUCGGAUUCCGAUGAUGUUGGGUAUAACAGUAACGAAAAUGAUGCUGAAAGGGGUUGGAACACGAGAAGGAAUCGUCGGCCCGGGAGGUCGAGGAAGAGAUAUGGUAGAUGAUAGCUAUAGACAAUAGCCG